AGAUCCAGAAAACUUUUUUCAUCGCUGAAAAGUGGAUAUUAUUUUAAAUACACCGUUGAUUGACGGAUUGGUUGAUUGAUUACUUCUGGCUGCUUCUCUCAGGUAGUUGAACACUUGGUUACAAACUGUUGUUGGACUGACAAGUUCAUCUCCUACACUUGUUCCUCAUAUCCUUUAUCCUGGCCUGUCAUUUCCUCUCAUCUCAUCUUCCUCCUUUUUGUCCUCCUGUCUCCUCUCGUGUCCUCUUCUCUUUUCCCUUCAAUGAUCAACCUCCUCUUCAUCCAUCCUCCUCUUCGCUCCUCUCCUCUCUCCUCCAGAUGUUGACCCUCUCAGUGCUCCUGCUGCCGUUGCUGCUCUCCUCUCCACUUGUCUCCUCCUCUCCUUUGGCCAAGGACCAGUCAGUGUGCGCCAGGACUUUCUGCGGUGCAGGUCGAGAGUGUGUAUCGACCGACAGAGGAGAACCCGUCUGUAGAUGUUUACAGCAGUGCGACGCCACGGAGAGCUGGGUGUGUGGCAGCAACGGGCGAUCCUACCGGAAUCACUGUGAGCUGCACAGGGACGCCUGCACCACCCGAAACAAGAUACACGUGCAGCACCCAGCACGCUGUCCGGAGAAACCGCCAAAGGCAGACGCGAGCCCCGUGGCUUGCUUCCUGUUGCACUGCGACGGGCUGAGAGAGAGCGCGGUGCGGUGGAUUCGGGAGGAGGCCCGGUCGAACGUCACGGCGGCCGACGCGCUGCUGAGGUCUUGGAUGCUCUCGGAUGAAAACGCCGACUGGAAGCUGAUCACAGACACACCCAGACACACCUUUGAGGAGAGCAUCGGAUGGAGGAGGACGUCGGGGAAGGAGCAGAAGAAGAAGUGACGGAGGAGGAGUGGAGCAGCCGAGCGGCUGAGCUCAACGCGUUGCAGGAGGACGGUCGACACUGAACCUGCAGCCGCAAAUCAGACAGUCGUAGCCGCCUCCUCGAGUUGUAAUAGAACGACUUUAUGAAUGCUCAAUUUAUUUAUUUUUGCAAACAUUAGAAAGCAACACUAGUAGAUAUACUGCUACUCAAUUUUACACAUUUUAUAACAACUACAUUUCUAUCAAAAUAAAUAUGUUUAUUUAUCUAUAUUUUUAGAGUGCGCGCCAUUCGUGUUGCGGUGCACACCAGGCGGGUGGGAUUAUCGUCUUCUAAUGCACACCAGAGAGAGAUUUUUGAUUUUUAGAAAACCUUUAUUUUACAUAAAACAAUAUAAAACGAGCAACAAACAUGCAAUCAGACGACAACAAAAUGCACUGCAAGCCUAUGGCUCCUCACAUCGUGUUGAAGGGAGGUUUAAAAACUAGUUCUUUUCCAGGCACACAACACACUAUUUCCCCGUAACACCAUUUUUCAUUAAAAUCUUUCAUGUUAUCCAUGCUAGUAAAAAACCUAAAAUCAACCCAGAUUCUGGCUCUGACUCUUGCAAUGAAGAUAUUCAGGGCCUCCUGCCCUACUCUGUCUUCUACUCUGUUUUUUCUGCUGGUGUAGAUUGCCAGUUUUGCCUCUCCAACCAAAUGGUUGAGCAGUUUCCCUUUUGCGGCGUUCGUUUUUGUGUAACUAGCUCCUAAAAUAAAUGUGACCCUGGACCAGGUCUCACCGAACCCUUUAAAAACAUUCUUCAGUGUGUUAAACAGGUCACAGAGCCUCACACAAUGAUAAAAACAGUGAAACACAGUCUCCUCCUCUUCACAGAAAGGGCAACUCUUGGAAACUGUGGGAUUAAUAACUGAAAUAAAAGUAUUAACCGCAAUGGCACCAUGUAGUAUCCUCCACUGAAGAUCUCCUGUUCUCUUUU
Molecule: messenger RNA, 1825 nt
Organism: Pungitius pungitius (ninespine stickleback)
Lineage: Eukaryota; Metazoa; Chordata; Actinopteri; Perciformes; Gasterosteidae
Product: follistatin-related protein 1-like
Exons: 8
Coding region: 318-866 (182 amino acids)
Biological process (GO): cell differentiation; regulation of BMP signaling pathway; multicellular organism development
Molecular function (GO): protein binding
Source: RefSeq, a predicted model, not a curated record